This is a messenger RNA of Myzus persicae (green peach aphid), 2814 nucleotides long. RefSeq names its product muscle segmentation homeobox-like. Lineage: Eukaryota; Metazoa; Arthropoda; Insecta; Hemiptera; Aphididae. Bases 437 to 2011 code for a protein of 524 amino acids. Gene Ontology annotation, cellular component: nucleus. The record is from RefSeq and is a predicted model, not a curated record. Gene Ontology annotation, biological process: embryonic morphogenesis; regulation of transcription by RNA polymerase II. Gene Ontology annotation, molecular function: RNA polymerase II transcription regulatory region sequence-specific DNA binding; DNA-binding transcription factor activity, RNA polymerase II-specific. The transcript has 3 exons.
CUAACCGCUUGCCCGAUCAGUCGACCGACGACACCGCUACUGUCCGUGUUCCGCCGCGUGUACGUGAUGAUAAUAUAAUAUUGUUACUGUUGCAAUAAAAUAAUAUAAUAUUAUCUGUUCGCCGUUUCGCCGAUCGAAGUGUACCCAUCACCGUAAUACUAUAACGCAUUCGCCGGUGUCGCAAUCGAUCGCGUGUGCGCUUUUACGCUUAUAAUAUUGUAAUAAACGAACAUUUUUUUUUCUCGAGCUUCCUCUGAUUUAAUAUUUUUUAAUAUUUUAAUACAUCAACUCUGUUCGUCGUUUAUCGCCGUGCACUAAAUAUCAAAAUCGAGAUUAAUCGUUUUAUGAAUUCGCGCGCAUCUUCCGCUGCGGUCUGCCGGUGGUAGGUAAGCCGCGCGCGUUGAAUGCGCUUUACAAACGGUUCGUGCGGACACACAUGCUAGAACAGACCGGAGCAGCAAAUAUGACAGUCUUAGCGCUCAACCAUCUGUUGCCGCCGCCGCCGACGCCGUCCGCCAACAACGGCGGUCCGCAACCACAACAGCAACAGCAGCAGCAACAACAGCAACGAGCGGCCGCCGGAGCUGACGGCAACGGCGCCGACGACGUGCAGCAAAACGGCAAGACGUCGCGUAUGAUGACGGGCGCGGCCGCGGCCACCAACAUGUCGACGGCGUUGAUGAUGGGUGGCGGGCCGCCGACGGGCCACCACCACCACCAUCACCACCACAGCCACAACCACCAUAUCAAUCAAUUGCACAACAACAACAACAACAACAACGACGACACGGCCAGCAGCCCGCGGUCAUCCGUCGUCGCGGCCGCCCGGCCGUCCGGUCACAUCAAGUUCAGCGUGGCCGCCCUGUUGGCCGACACCAGGCCCGUCCGGUCACCGACGCCUGGUUCCGUGUACGACGACGACAUGGACACGCCGGACGACGACGAGGACGACCGCAACAGCGUGGACGUGGAGACGACCGACGGCGGCGUCGCGGUCGGCCGGCGGUGUUCGUCCAGCACGCCGGACCGCGGCCGCUCGCCGAUGCCGCUUCACACUUCGUCACCGCCGCUGUCGCAUCACCAGCACCACGGCGGCCACCCGUUCCAGCAGCCCGGCGGGUCCAUGGCAGCUCGCGCGGCGUUCAUGAUGUCCGGCGGCGGUGCGUCCGUCCCCGGCGGCGGUGGACACCAUCACCAUCCCGUCGCGCCCGUCCGGCCGACACCGUUCACGGCGUUCGCCGCGGCCGCCGCGGCCGCCUACUCGGCCGCCGGCAUGCAGCACCCCGCCGCCCCCGGAGCAUGGCACCCGCAUUACGCCGGUGCGUUCCCCGGCUUCGGUUCCACCGGUCUCAAUUCCGGAUCACCCGAUUCCAACAACGGCGAACCGCCCAAACUCAAGUGCAACCUGCGGAAGCACAAGCCGAACAGGAAGCCCCGGACGCCGUUCACCACUCAACAGUUGUUGAACCUGGAGAAAAAGUUCCGGGAAAAACAGUACCUGAGCAUCGCCGAACGGGCCGAGUUUUCCAAUUCGCUACACCUGACCGAAACACAGGUGAAAAUAUGGUUCCAAAACCGGAGAGCCAAAGCCAAGCGGCUGCAAGAGGCCGAGAUCGAGAAGCUGAAGAUGGCCGCGGUGGCCGCGGCCAGGCCGCACCACCCGCUGUACGGCAACCCGCACCUGCCGCACUACUUCCAACACCCGUCCGAGCUGUUCGGCCACCCGCACCAACUGCAGUCGCUCCUGUCGCACCGGCCCACCAUGGCGCACCUAAUCGCCCAAGGCCUGCAACAGCAACAGCAGCAGCAACAGCAACAACAGCAGCAGCAGCAGCAGCAACAGCAACAGGGCCCGCCGCCGACGCACCAGCCGGCCGGCGGACAGGUACAGCAGACUCACACGCCGCCCGCGCGCUCGUCGAUGUCGCCCGUCGGUCGGCGGUCCGUCACCCCCGCGUCGCCCACCCCGUCGAUGGGCGGCGGGGGCCCGGGGUCCACCACGAGCGUCUAGUGCGGUCCCCGCGCACUGCAAAACGGUAUUUAAAGACUAUGCGCGCCGCGUAUCUAUCUCGUUCUAUUUUAUUAUUAUACAUAAUAUUAUUGUAAUAUGUUAUUAUAUUGUAUAAAUCAUUCUCUUAUACAAUUAUUAUUAAUUAUUAUCAUUAUUAUUAUAAUUACUACUAUCAUUGUACAUGGAAACUAGUCACCCGCAAACAAAAAAAAAAAAAAACCAAAAACGAACCGUCGUCGCCGCGAACGGAUAAUAAUUAUAACCCGAGAGAGAGAAUAAUAUAAUAAUUAUUUGUUCGCCAACAUAUUAUAUAUGCUGCCACCUGCAUCAUAUUGCAAUCAUUGAAUGUCGAGAAUUUUUUUAUCAUGAUAUUUAUUAAAAAAUUGUCGUCUUAACGAGCUCCUCUCUGUUUUGUACGCAUAUAUAACGCCGUCAUAACUCGCCGCUACGGGUACACGCAUAUAUGCCCCCCGCCGCCCCGAGGGAUGGUUUUAUUUUUUUAUUUUAUUUUUCGACCACACAUUCUGUUUAAACGUAGGUACCUAUAUUUAACACUAUCAUCAUCAUACAAUUAUUAUUGUUUACGUGUUGUUUAUUGUGAUAAGACUUUUUUCGGACUCGUCGGAUAUUGCAAUGUAUACCUAAUAACUUAUGUUAUUUUGUUCGACGGGAACCGCGCGCAUCAUUAUCUAUACACGCAUAAUAUUCAUUUUGUUUGUUUGUUGUACAAUUAUCUUAUAUUUCUCGCCCGAAGCGAAAAUAUACACUUAUACAUAUAAUACCUACAUAUAUAUAUAUAUAUA